AGUAAUUACCAGUUGGAGGGGACGUUCACAAGAGGAUGUUUUUUCCCAGUCGUACAUGGCAAAUACAACCUUUCCACUUGGUUAUGAACGUAGCAUUAGGCUACAACUUCUGUCAUCGCACUGUUCAAUGAUUCUGCUUUUUCGGUCGGUGAGGAAAUAUUAGGGUGAAAGGUUAGGCAACGUUAUAACUCCAAUGCCAGUAACAAAGCCCACAGUUCCCUUCCGGACACUGCGACAGAUCGGUUACUAUACCCAAUCCUGAGAUCCACCGACAAGCCAACUUUCUCCAGCAGAUUUGGGCGAGCCUGAACUGAAACAGGAGACGCGCAAGCACGUACCAAACGAUCUACUGUUUUUGACCAGAGGAGCAGAGCACCAUGGUUGUGUCCAAGGCCUGGACGUUACGCCAGCACUUCCAGGGUUUCCCCAAGGCUAGUGACUUCCAUCUGAGGGAGGAGACGCUGCCGCUACCCAAGAAUGGACAGGUGCUGUUGGAGGCUGUGUUCCUCAGUGUGGACCCUUACAUGAGACCCUACAGCCAGACGAUGAUGAAGGAGGGAGACGUUAUGAUUGGAUCACAAGUUGCCAAGGUGAUCCAGAGCUAUAACCCCAGCUUCCCGGUGGGCUGCCAUGUGGUCAGUGAUUGUGGAUGGAGGAGUCACUGGGUGUGUGAUGGGGCAGAGCUGACCCCUGUGCUUCCUGACUGGCCCCAGGACAUCCCCCUCUCCCUGGCCCUGGGGGCCAUCGGCAUGCCUGGUCUGACAGCUCUGUAUGGACUAGAGGAGGUGUGUGAGAUAAAGAAGGGGGAGACUCUUCUGGUGAACGCUGCAGCAGGAGCCGUGGGCUCAGUGGUGGGACAGAUCGCCAAGAUCAAGGGCUGCAGAGUGGUGGGCUGUGCGGGGACAGAUAGCAAGGUGUCCUAUCUAAAGGAGCUGGGUUUUGACCAGGUCUUCAACUACAAGACUGCCACCUCUCUGGAGGAAUCACUCAGGGAGGCCGCGCCACACGGAUACGACUGCUACUUUGAGAACGUUGGUGGGAAGUUCUCCAGUGUAGUGAUGCCUCAGAUGAGAGAGUAUGGCAGAAUAGCUGUGUGUGGAAGCAUCUCCAUGUACAACGACACCACACCACAGACAGGGCCGUAUGUACACACCCAUAUGAUCUUCAAGCAGCUGAGGAUGGAGGGCUUCCUGUGUGCUCGCUGGAAACACAAACACCAGCAGUCACUGAGGAGGCUGAUGGCCUGGAUGACUGAGGGCAAGCUGAGAUGCAAUGAACACAUCACCAUUGGUUUCAACAACAUGCCUGCUGCCUUCAUGGGCAUGCUACAGGGAGACAACACCGGCAAGGCUGUGGUCAAGGUGUGAUGACGUCACAAUCAACAUUACACUCCUCCAGAACAUCUGGCGAAAGCAUUCCAGAACACUCAACUUCAUACACUCCAGGUUCUAGAACCAGAAUCUGUUUCACCUUAACAUUCCAAUAUCCUUCAUGAAAAUCACUCAAGUGUUCUGUUCCAUGUUUAUUCAUAGACACGUUCAACAGACAGCUAGACAGGUUUUGAUCCAGUGUAAUUCAACAGAGAGCUAGACAGGUUUGGUCCAGUAUAAUUCAACAGACAGCCAGACAGGUUUGGUCCAGUGUAAUUCAACAGACAGCCAGACAGGUUUGGUCCAGUGUAAUUCAACAGACAGCCAGACAGGUUUGGUCCAGUGUAAUUCAACAGACAGCCAGACAGGUUUGGUCCAGUGUAAUUCAACAGACAGCCAGACAGGUUUGGUCCAGUGUAAUGCUAUUAACUAAAUAAACAUGUCUUCACAAUAUAAUGUUUAUAA
Molecule: messenger RNA, 1835 nt
Organism: Oncorhynchus mykiss (rainbow trout)
Lineage: Eukaryota; Metazoa; Chordata; Actinopteri; Salmoniformes; Salmonidae
Source: RefSeq, a predicted model, not a curated record